AUGACAGUUCCAGCUGCUGAGUUCGAGAAAUGCAAAAUAGUCGAAAUUGUUGUUGUUUUUCUUUGUUCUUGAAUUUAAAACCUUAAUGAAAAUGAAGAAUUUCCCUGUGUUCGUGUUUCCUGUGUCACUGGAAUUCUACUUGAAUGCUAGGCACACUCAUAAGCAAUUAUUAACUGUUUAUAAUCCUUAUGACUUCUCCGUAAAUUUUAAAGUUUUAUGCACAUCUCCAAAUAAGUUUACAGUAAUUGACCCUGAGGGAAUUAUAGCUCCUCAAAGUUGCAUAGAUAUUGUUGUGCGAUAUACACAACCUUCCAUUACCCACUGCAACACGACAGAAAAGUUUAGGAUAACUAUGUUUGACAGAAAUACCCAGCAGGCUCUAGGUAAAAGAGAUGUUCCAACUAAGUUAAUAGAGGGAGAACCUUCGAAUACAAACCCAGAAAGUCUUGGAGACAAUUUUCAUCCAUUAGCAACGAAAGCAGCACCUAUAAGGCCUUCAGAAGAACAUUCACGAGUUAUAUGUAAUCAUCCCUUACAUCACCGAGAACAACAACCUAUCAAUGUUGUAGCUGUUGCAGUAAGUAUAUGUUGUAUAGCUGCUUUACUCUUGCCCACACAGCCAGAGCAGGUUGUGAAAUCACAAUGGCCAGAGUGGCUACACAUAGGAUCAAAUCUUAAAUUAGUAUUCGCCUUUGUGCUUGGUUUGGUGAGUAUGUUAGUUUUAAGACCAUAGACUAAACUUCAUUAUUGUACACUUUGAUGUAAAAAAAUUAAAUAUUAGAUGUCUUUGUAAAUAAGACAAUAUGAAUGUUUUAUGUUCCCAAUUAUUUGUGUAUCUUGUGUAUGUUUUAUUUAAAUUUGAAGCAAUCUGGUGCAUAUGUCGAGAAGUGUCUACGAUAGUGCUGUGCUGUAUCAUAUAUUUAAUUUUUCGAUUUUAAAAUUUGCAUUUAUUUCUGUUAAAAAUAAUGUGUAUAUUCAUAUAUUACUUAAAUAUUCCAUGUCAAAAUAGUUUCUAUGUUACUGCUUAUAAUAACUAAAAUAUGUGAAUAUUGCUUCAUAUAUAUUCACAGGAACAUAAAAUUUUAAUAGUACAUAUUUGAAUUUGUGUCACAUGAUACUAUCAAUUUAUAACAAUAAUUAUAAAUGUGUAUGUCUUGUAUAUAUUUUACCUCCAUAAGAGUUGCCUAAUUAAUUUUUUACAAGAUUCAAUUUAUUUUUUAUUUUAAUUAUUUUCUUAGUGUUGAUUCCAUAAAAUGUUUUUAAUAUUUGUAUUAAUUUUGAAAUAUCUAUUCUACUUAAUUAAUAUUGUGCCUAACUAUGUUUUAAUUCAAUAUUGUUAUCAAUCAAACUUGAGUUUGACAAGAGGAGCAAAAUACUAAAGGUGCAAAGUAUUUGUAUAUCAGAUAAAAGUAUUAACUAAAAAUUUUCUUAAGUAGUUUUAAAAAAGUAUUUAUUUAUACUUAUCUGUAAUUCAUUCAUUAAACUCAAGAAAGUUUAUAUGAAUAUACAUAUAUUGUAUGUAUAUAGGUGAUAAUAUACACAUUGUCAUCCUAAAUCCAGUAUAUUGUCAGAUAUGUGAGUUUAGUUUAUGAAAUUAAAAGAGUAAGGCUGCUAUUAGCAGCUUACAAACAUUAGACAUUUAUUUAUUUUAUGCCUGAAUGGAUUUUUUGUAUAUAUAUAAUUAAAAAAUAUAUGGCAGUCAUUGAUGGCAGCCCUAGUGUGUAAAAAGUACACAAAGGGAAUAUUUUAAUUAAAUAUAUGUGAAGUUUUUUAAGCAGCUCAUUUUAAUAAUUGUAAAUCAAUUUGUAUUGUCAAACUUAAUUUAAUAGUAACACAUCAUGACACUUCAAUAAUUAAAUUGGUUGUAAGUAUAUCU
This is a messenger RNA of Vanessa atalanta (red admiral), 1876 nucleotides long. Its product is annotated as motile sperm domain-containing protein 1-like. The record is from RefSeq and is a predicted model, not a curated record. The coding region runs from base 86 to 733 and encodes 215 amino acids. NCBI's taxonomy places the organism in Eukaryota, Metazoa, Arthropoda, Insecta, Lepidoptera, Nymphalidae. The transcript has 4 exons. Gene Ontology annotation, cellular component: cytoplasm.